Tuber melanosporum (Perigord truffle) is the source of this 1872-nucleotide messenger RNA. RefSeq lists its product as uncharacterized. Gene Ontology annotation, biological process: SCF-dependent proteasomal ubiquitin-dependent protein catabolic process. Gene Ontology annotation, cellular component: SCF ubiquitin ligase complex. NCBI's taxonomy places the organism in Eukaryota, Fungi, Ascomycota, Pezizomycetes, Pezizales, Tuberaceae. The transcript has 2 exons. The record is from RefSeq and is a predicted model, not a curated record. Gene Ontology annotation, molecular function: protein binding. Bases 122 to 1675 code for a protein of 517 amino acids.
GCAUAAGUCACGAUAGCUUGUACGAGUACUGUACCCUCCGUUUUAAUCACCUCCGCUCCCUCCUUGUCUUCCACAAGCUUCUCCUCUCUUCGACGAACACAAUAGCACUAGUACGGCGCCCAUGGACGAAGAACUCUCCCGUUUCCGCCAACAGUGGCAAGCGGAAGUAUCCGCCCGCCAACACCAAGCCCCAGGGUCCUCCAUACCCCAACCGAGCAGUUCCGUAAACAAACCAAAACCAAAUCCCUUCGCAUCAAGAAAGCUGUCCCAUUCCUCCUCUGCCGGCGAGAACGUCGAAGACGAACCAGAACUCUCAACCCAACGGCCCCCAUCGCCAAUUGCUCGUCGACGAACCUCCUUUGCAGGAAGCUCUUCCCGGGCGGAUCCUGUGAGUGCGCUCGAGCAUUAUGAGCGGGCGGUGGAGAAGGAAUCCGAAGGUAGUUUGGGGGAAAGCUUGAGUUUGUACAGGAAGGCGUUUAGGGCACAAAAGAUGGAUCACAAGGUUGAUUCUCACUAUCGGGAGAAGCACUUCCCACGACCGCCCCCUUCAUUGGCUAAGAAUAGGAUACCUCUUGCUACCAUUCUUUCUUCCCAGCCAUCAGUACCCGCCUCAGUCCCGGCUCCGGCUUCGCUAGCUUCUGGUUCGAAGGAGAUGAGCGAGUUGAUCGCUUCGUUUGCAGGGGUUCAAAUUCAGCCUGUUCCUGUCGCUGAACUCAAUGAAAAGGAAGCAGCUAUGGAUAAAGGGAAGGGGAAGGAAACAGAAACGGAAGAGGAAGAAGCAGGGUUUUCCCCGUUAGCAACGCUCCCUUUCGAGCUCCUGCUCCAGGUUGUCAGAAACGUAGCUUUAACAGACGUCGCCUCGUUCGCAAGGUUGGCACAGGUGUGCAAGGCCUUCGCCUACCUCGUGAUCACUGAGCAAAGCAUCUGGAGAGCUGUAUGCGAAAAAACCUUCAGCCGAAUGCUCUGGGACUGGGGAGUGACCGUCAACGGAGAUCCAAUAGAGAAGCCCCUCCUACUCGAAGGCCCAGACAGAGAAGUCCUCCGAGACGGCGAGUAUGAAAACGAGGACGAGGAGCAGGAAAAGCGUGAAAUCCCAAUUGACGAAGAGGAAGCGCUCAAAUACGGCUCGAACUGGCGAAAGAUGUUCAUGAUCCGACCCCGCGUUCGAUUUAACGGCAUCUACAUCUCCACUUGCAACUACGUCCGCGCGGGAGCGUCCCAGUCCUGGAACACCCCCGUGCACAUUGUAACCUAUUAUCGUUACCUGCGCUUCUACCCGAACGGCACAGUCCUUUCACUCUUAUCUACCUGCCAGCCAGCAGAGGUAGUCCAUGGCUUCAACAAGAUGUCACUCACUCCAGCCCACCUGGGUGGUCUACCGGUCGGCGCCAUGAGCUGGGGGAAGUACGUGUCCAAGGGUCGCUGGCGAAUGGAUAAAAAUGGACAAUUAGAUGUGGAAACCGAAGCGCCCAUGAUGGACAAGUACUUGUUCAGAAUGGCGCUCAAAGUGAAGAGCAUCCGAGUCGGGGGGCGGAUCGGAGGUGUCAAUAAGUUGGUUUGGGAGGGCUUCUGGAGCUGGAAUAUAAUCUCGGAUGAUCUUGCGGAGUUUUCAUUAAGGCGAGUCUUUUUUCUUUCCCCCCCCUUUUUUUCUCAUGUGUAUAAAGUGAUUGGCUGACUGAUCCUACAAAUAGGAAUGAUAAGCCGUUCUUAUUUUCAAGGGUUGGGAGUAUUGAGAGGGAGAUAGGAUAUAGUUAGAUCUCUAAGUUACAAUAUAUAAUACGGGCGAGCGAUUAGACGUGGGUCGGUAGACUAGAUGAGAUGUUGCCGUUAUAGGCAGAAUAGAAAUACAUGGACAAACCGGAGCUCAGCAAA